UUUUCUCUUUCUUCUGUGUCUUAUCCUUCUUUGUUCAAAAAGGUAAAAACUUGAAAACAAAAAAAUAAAAUUAAAAAAGGGAGAACGAAGAUGCCUCUCCUCCUAUCUCUCCUACAGUCUUUCUCUUCCAAUCACACUUACCAUUCUCUAAUAUACUCUGAACUCUAAAGAGAGAGAGAGAGGGAGAAAGAGAUAGAGCGACAGGUGGUGGGGUUGAGUGCCUCAGGUUCUUUGGGUGUAUAAUCUCGGUCUUGGUCUUUUGGAGGGUAACAGAAGAAGCAAAAGAAGAAGUGGGAGAAGAAGAAGGUGAGAUUUCCUGGCCUCUUGGUUCCUUGCUUUGGGCCCACCCCGGAUUCUUUUCUUCUGUCUCUGAUAGGUGUCGACCGUGUCUUAUAUGCUGUUCUCUUGUUCCAUUGGGGUAAUUUGAAUUGGAUCUAACUCCAUUCCUGGGGAAGACUGCUUGGAAUUUCUCAUUUUGGUUUUUAAUUGUAAACUGGUUCUGUUUCGUUUGUUUGAAUUCACUCCCCUGAAUUGAUGAGUUGUUGCUGAUUGUGGUUAUACUAUGUCCUAAACAGCGGUCAUUCAUUGCAUUCGAGUGUUGGAUGAUUGAAUUGGAGGUUUGAUUGCGUUUAUUUGUCUGGGUGGCGAUAUCUACCCCUGAGGCAUGGCGGGUAUUGAUAUUUCAAAAUAUGCUCAUAGCCCUGUGCACAAGGCCAUUGCCAUGAAGGAUUAUGCCAGUCUCAAGCGGAUACUCGCAGGUCUCCCACGCCUCUGUAACCCAGCCGAAAUUCGCACUGAGGCUGCUUCGAUGGCCGAGGAAGAGAAAGCCGAUGCAAUUGCUGCUGUGAUCGAUCGGCGAGAUGUUCCAAACCGUGACACCCCUCUUCACUUGGCUGUAAAGCUUGGUGAUGAGACAGCAACCGAAAUGCUUAUGGUUGCUGGGGCAGAUUGGAGCUUGCAGAAUGAACAAGGGUGGAGUGCGCUCCAGGAAGCGAUAUGCCACAGAGAAGAAGGGAUUUCCAUGAUAAUAGUUAGGCACUACCAGCCAUUGGCCUGGGCAAAAUGGUGUAGACGGUUGCCUCGCUUGAUAGGAACUAUGCGAAGGAUGAGGGACUUCUAUAUGGAAAUUACAUUCCACUUUGAGAGUUCUGUGAUUCCUUUUAUUUCAAGGAUUGCCCCUUCGGAUACUUACAAAAUUUGGAAGAGGGGUGCGAAUUUGAGGGCAGACAUGACUUUGGCUGGGUUCGAUGGUUUUAGGAUUCAGCGGUCAGAUCAGAGUAUUAUUUUCCUUGGCGAUGGGUCUGAGGAUGGGAAGAUUCCUCCUGGGUCACUUUGCAUGAUUUCACACAAGGAUAGAGAGAUCAUGAAUGCUUUGGAUGGUGCUGGUUCUCCGGCUACUGAAGAAGAGGUUCGACAGGAAGUGGCUGCAAUGUCUCAGACUAAUAUAUUCAGGCCUGGGAUUGAUGUGACUCAGGCAGUUCUCUUGGCACAAUUAACAUGGAGACGACAGGAGAAAACAGAAAUGGUUGGUGCAUGGAAGGCUAAGGUAUAUGACAUGCACAAUGUGGUUGUGAGCAUCAAAUCUAGGAGAGUCCCAGGGGCUAUGACAGACGAUGAGUUGUUCUCAUCUUGCAAUGAAAAUGAAACAGAUAGUGAGGAGCUCAGUGACAUUUUGACAGAGGAUGAGAGGAGACAACUUGAAGCUGCUCUUAAGUUGGAUACAUCAGAAUCGGCGAUUGAUAAUGGUGAUGAGAUUAUUGGGCAUCGCCAUAGUUCUUACGAGCACAGGGAGAUUCCUUUGGAAGAUGUGAAUGGCUGUAGAAAUGGAGAAUCUAAGCAGGAAAAGAAAGGAUGGUUUGCUGGAUGGAGGAAACGGGAUUCAAAAAAUGAAGCACCAAAGAAGACUGUUCCACCGAGAAAUUCUCUGUGUGUGGAUGACAAGGUGAGUGAUCUAUUGGGAGAUUCUCCCACCAGAAAUCAGCCCAAACCAGGAAGACACUCUGUGGAGAUUGUCAUAAGAGGGGAUGAGCACCGUAGAGGGAGGGAUACCAAAACAUCUUCUUCUAUGAGCUCUGAGAGCAGAAAUCGCCACAAGGAUGCUGUCCGCGAGAAUGAGUAUAAGAAAGGAUUGAGGCCUAUUCUGUGGCUUUCCCCAAACUUUCCGCUACAAACUGAAGAAUUGCUUCCAUUGCUCGAUAUUCUGGCAAAUAAGGUUAAGGCAAUUCGUCGUUUGAGGGAACUGCUUACUACCAAGCUUCCAAUGGGAACCUUUCCUGUCAAGGUUGCUAUCCCAGUGGUUCCCACUAUUAGGGUUCUGGUUACUUUUACCAAGUUUGAAGAACUACAGCCAUUGGAUGAGUUCUCAACGCCCCCUUCAAGCCCUUCUGCUGCAGGGCGAGAGAGCCCAGCAGUGAUGUAUUCGUCGAGUUCAUCUUGGUUUCAGUGGAUAAAAGCCCCUUAUCAACGCCCUAGCUCAUCCACUGCCAGCUCUAGCAGUAGGAUAGAAAAUAUUCAAGACCCAUUUGCAAUUCCCCAAGAUUACUGUUGGACUACUGCUGAAGCUAAGAAAAAGAAGAUGCAGGAGAAGAACAAAUCAAAGAAAGGAAAAAGUCAUAAGCAAUGAAGUCGGUGUCGAGAGUAAGAUCCAAAUGUAAAACGAUAAUUUAUCUUACUAAGGGAACUCAGCAGAUACAGAUAGGACAUAUAGUUUCAUUAAUCUAUAAAUUCAUGAUAGUGAGGGGAGAAAGUAGGUGGCCAUGCUUUUUCUAUUUGGAGAGUGACGAUGCAUGCUUGCUUUGGUCAAGGGAAAAUCCAUUAAACUAUUGUGGGGGUGGAAAAUAGAAACGAAAAUUGUGAUUUUUGCAAAAAUUGCUUGUCGUUGGUGGGUGUUAUCACCAUUUUA
Juglans regia (Persian walnut) is the source of this 2902-nucleotide messenger RNA. RefSeq names its product ankyrin repeat domain-containing protein 13C. Gene Ontology annotation, cellular component: cytoplasm. Lineage: Eukaryota; Viridiplantae; Streptophyta; Magnoliopsida; Fagales; Juglandaceae. The coding region runs from base 665 to 2623 and encodes 652 amino acids. Gene Ontology annotation, molecular function: protein binding. The record is from RefSeq and is a predicted model, not a curated record. The transcript has 3 exons.